UCAACAUAAUGGAACAUUGAAGAAAGAUGCCAAAUUAUUACAACUCCAAGCAAGUAUGCAUAAAUUCUCCCCUUUGAAACAUUAUCAGAAAAAAAAAUAUAACGGUGAUUAUACCAAACUGCACGUGCACGUCGAUUUGGAUAUCGAUCUCCUCGUUGUCAGCGAGAUUAUUGUAAGACACCGGCUGCAAUGAAGAAACUUAAGCAUGGGAUUAGAGCGAUAGGUGAAGCGGGAAAUCAUGUUAUUAGCCGUAAUCUGCAGAUUAUUCGUCUUGGGAAACUGGGAAAAGUUGAAGACGCUAUCAGAAUAUUCUCUAACAUGACCCACAAAAAUCUUGUAACAUACAAUUCCAUGGUAUCCCUUUUAGCCAAAAAUGCUAGAAUCAAUGAUGCUAGACGAUUGUUUGACAAAAUGUCUCUAAAAAACAUUGUUUCUUGGAACUCCAUGAUUGCUGGAUAUCUUCACAACAACAUGGUUGAAGAAGCCACUGAGCUGUUUGAUGCAAUGCCUGAAAGAGACAAUUUUUCGUGGGCUUUGAUGAUAACUUGCUAUACACGGAAAGGGGAUCUUGAUAACGCUAGAGAAUUGCUUGAGUUGGUUCCUGAUAAGUUGAACACUGCAUGUUGGAAUGCAAUGAUAGCUGGUUAUGCAAAGAAGGGCAAGUUCAAUGAUGCUGAGAAAGUGUUUGACCAGAUGCCGACAAAGGAUUUGGUUUCUUACAACUCAAUGUUGUCUGGGUAUACACAAAAUGGGAAAAUGAUUUUAGCAUUACAAUUUUUUGAGAAGAUGGCCAAGAGGAAUGUGGUCUCAUGGAAUUUGAUGGUGGCUGGAUAUGUUAACAGUGGUGACCUUACUUCUGCUAGGCAAUUGUUUGAAAAUAUUCCAAAUCCUAAUGUUGUCUCUUGGGUUAAAAUGCUGUGUGGGUUUGCACGAUACGGAAAGAUUAUAGAAGCUAGAAGACUUUUUGACAAGAUUCCCAGAAAAAAUGUGGUUUCUUGGAAUGCAAUGAUUGCAGCCUAUGUCCAGGAGUUACAAAUUGAUGAAGCUGUUAAGCUGUUCAAGAAAAUGCAGCACAAAGAUAGUGUCUCAUGGACUACAAUAAUUAAUGGGUACAUUCGAGUUGGUAAGCUUGAUGAAGCACGUGAUGUUUACAAUCAGAUGCCUUACAAAGACAUUGCAGCGAAAACGGCAUUGAUGUCUGGAUUGAUACAAGAUGGAAGGAUUGACGAGGCUAAUAAAAUGUUUAGUCAAAUUCAUGCACGUGAUGCUAUUUGUUGGAACAACAUGAUUGCAGGCUAUUCCCAGAGUGGAAGAAUGGAUGAAGCUCUGAAUUUAUUUAGACAAAUGCCGAUUAAGAAUGUUGUUUCAUGGAAUACUAUGAUUUCUGGAUAUGCGCAGGCAGGACAAAUGGAUAGAGCAACAGAGAUCUUCCAGGCCAUGAGGGAAAAAAGUUUAGUUUCGUGGAAUUCUCUUAUUUCUGGUUUCCUACAAAAUAAUCUAUACUCCGAUGCUCUUAAGAGUUUGGUUAUGAUGGAGCAGGAGGGAAAGAAACCCGAUCAAUCAACUUUAGCAAGUGGCUUAAGAGCAUGUGCUAAUCUUGCUGCUUUGCAGGUAGGCAAGCAACUUCACGAUUACAUUCUGAAGAGCGGUUAUGUCAAUGAUUUAUCUGUCAACAAUGCCCUGAUCACUAUGUACGCAAAAUGUGGAAGGGUACAAAAUGCUGAACAAGUGUUCAGAGACAUUGAAUGCAUUGAUCUUAUAUCUUGGAAUUCCUUAAUUUCGGGUUAUGCUUUGAAUGGAUACGCAAAUAAGGCAUUUGAAGCCUUUGGCCAGAUGUUAUCACAGAGAGUGGUUCCUGACGAGGUUACUUUUAUUGGAAUGUUGUCAGCAUGUAGUCAUGUUGGUUUAGCGACCGAGGGUUUGGAUAUUUUUAAAUGUAUGAUUGAAGAUUUUGCUAUUGAACCCUUGGCAGAACACUACAGCUGCCUUGUUGAUUUGUUUGGCCGUGUGGGUAGGCUAGAGGAAGCCUUCAACAUUGUAAGGCAGAUGAAGGUGAAGGCAAAUGCUGGAUUAUGGGGUUCAUUGCUUGGGGCUUGUCGUGUACACAAAAACCUGGAACUUGGCAUAUUUGCCGCCCGGAGACUCUUCGAAUUCGAGCCUGAUAAUGCCUCCAAUUACAUUACCCUGUCAAACAUGCUUGCCGAGGCUGGUAGAUGGAAAGAGGUCGAAAGACUAAGGAUGCUGAUGAGGGACAAAAGAGCUGCAAAGCAACCUGGUUGCAGCUGGAUUGAAGUUCAAAAUCAGAUACAACAUUUUUUGUCAAAUGAUCUGGCAAAGCUGAGACAUGAAAAUAUUCAGAUUAUAGUGAAUACUUUAGCUGCACACAUGAGGGAUAAAUGUAACAUAUCUGACAUGGAAUCAGCCUGUGACAUUCUAUGACCGGAGGUAGUCACAAAACUUAGCUUUUGAACUAUAUUGAAAAAGUAAAGUGAACUUCUAUUGCAUUGUUA
Molecule: messenger RNA, 2510 nt
Organism: Vigna angularis (adzuki bean)
Lineage: Eukaryota; Viridiplantae; Streptophyta; Magnoliopsida; Fabales; Fabaceae
Product: pentatricopeptide repeat-containing protein At4g02750
Exons: 1
Coding region: 190-2439 (749 amino acids)
Biological process (GO): RNA modification
Molecular function (GO): RNA binding; protein binding
Source: RefSeq, a predicted model, not a curated record